UGACGGAACAUUUCAUUAAGUUCAACAUCCGUCUUGGUAGUAUUGAAUAUAUUUUGCUGUUCUGUUAGUUCGCACCAAACAUUGUACCAAUAUGCUGAAUCCCACUCUCAAAGCUCAACUCGGUUUAAACGAGGACCAAAUCCGUGAGUUCAAGGAUGCCUUCGAUAUUUUCGAUGAGGAUGCAUCUGGAACAGUCUCCACUGGCGAGUUGGCCAGCGUGAUGAGGACCUUGGGACAGGACAUCGAUGAGAAAGAAGUCGGAAUUAUGAUUUCUGAGGUCGACAGUGACGGUUCCGGUGAGAUCGAUUUCGCCGAGUUCUGUACUCUUAUGUCCCGUCAAAUGGAGAAAGCUGACCCAGAAUUCGAGUACAAAAAAGCUUUCAAAAUCUUCGACAAGAGGGGUGAUGGAUUUAUUGACAACGCUGAACUUAAACACGUCAUGACCAACAUCGGUGAAGACAUGAGCGAUCAUGAAAUUCUUGCAAUGAUCAAAGAAGCUGAUUUGGAUGGAGAUGGCAUGCUCAAUUACGAUGAAUUCCUGAACAUUAUGUUGGCCAAAUAAACAGAAAGACACACUUAGAUCAAGAGGAGAAGAAGAUGAGCUGCAAAUCACAUGCGGGGCAUUGCCGACCAUAGGGACUGACGCGUGAUACCUCACGCAACAACUGCGUGAUACCUCACGCAACUUCCACGUGAUGUCAUGCUGUAGGCUUGUGACUGACACGUGACUGCAACGUUGUGUCAAACAACUAGGUUUAAUAUCUUGUAUGAAUUUGAUAUGAUAUCGGGACAUCAUUCAUAAAGAUCUAUUUUAUGGAGACAAGCAGUUUUUUGUGCUAUGUUUGUAAUAUGCUGUAUAUAAUAUAAUCCUUGUCGUAUAAUAUUAUGAA
Bolinopsis microptera is the source of this 890-nucleotide messenger RNA. RefSeq lists its product as uncharacterized. Gene Ontology annotation, molecular function: calcium ion binding. The coding region runs from base 92 to 562 and encodes 156 amino acids. The transcript is spliced from 5 exons. NCBI's taxonomy places the organism in Eukaryota, Metazoa, Ctenophora, Tentaculata, Lobata, Bolinopsidae. The record is from RefSeq and is a predicted model, not a curated record.